This is a messenger RNA of Diachasmimorpha longicaudata, 2630 nucleotides long. It is a transcript of the gene Naglu, whose product is annotated as alpha-N-acetylglucosaminidase. Lineage: Eukaryota; Metazoa; Arthropoda; Insecta; Hymenoptera; Braconidae. The coding region runs from base 69 to 2366 and encodes 765 amino acids. The record is from RefSeq and is a predicted model, not a curated record. The transcript has 13 exons.
GUUGGUUGUUCUUUUGAUAGUCCAAGAGGGUCAGCGGUGCUGAGCACGUCGUGCGGAAUAAUCGAAGUAUGACGGGAAGGAUUGCCCUGUGGUGCCUCUUCCUCGGGGUCUGGGGCCCUAGUUUCGCGUGGGAAUAUCACGAGAGUAACAAUGGUUUCCAACAUACCCUCGGCCACUUGAAGCCCCGGUCUUCUCCGCAAGUUCAAGCGGAAGCUGCCGCCGAUUUGAUUUCUCGAAUAAUUGGGAGGAAUUCGAAGCUUUUCGUCGUGUCAAUUGAUUCUACGAUUGGCCCUGAAGGGCGUGACACUUUCAAGCUUUUGAAAAGCUCACUGGGAACACUCCACAUAACCGCAACGACGGGGGUAGCAGCAGCUUGGGGUUUCCACUUCUACUUGAAGCACUAUUGUAACGCUCACAUAGCGUGGGAGGGAAUGCAAGUGGAAUUACCCAACACAUUGCCCGAAGUUAAUGUAACAGUGACAUCGAACGACAGAUUUCGUUAUUACCAGAACGUGUGUACAGCUGGGUACAGUUCAGCCUGGUGGUCAUGGGAUCAGUGGGAGAAAAACAUCGACUGGAUGGCCCUCAAUGGCAUCAAUUUGGCACUGGCAUUUCACGGCCAGGAGGCCAUCUGGCAGAAGAUCUAUCUCGAAUUGAACAUGACGAGGGAGGAAGUUGAUGAGCAUCUCGGAGGGCCAGCUUUUCUUCCCUGGACGAGAAUGGGAAACAUGAGGGGAUGGGGAGGACCCCUGCCGAAUUCCUGGCACGAGCACACGGUUUCUCUUCAGCAUAAAAUACUAGACAGAAUGAGGGAACUUGGAAUUAUUCCCAUUCUUCCAGCCUUCGCUGGACACGUUCCAAGGGCUUUUGCCAGAAUUUUUCCACAGGCCAAUAUGACGAAAAUCGGUAGUUGGAAUGGUUUUCAAGACCAGUAUUGUUGUCCUUUACUGGUGGAACCAACUGAUCCCCUCUUCAAGGUCAUUGGUCAGAAGUUCUUGCGUGCGUACAUCGAGGAAUUUGGAACAGAUCACGUCUACAAUUGCGACACCUUCAACGAGAACGAGCCCUUGAGCACUGGGUUGCAGUCCCUGAGGAACAUUGGGCAGGCUGUGUUCGCGAGUAUGACCGAGGUUGACCCCCAGGCAAUAUGGGUCAUGCAGGGCUGGCUUUUCGUCAACGCCCUGGAUUUUUGGACUGAACCCAGGGUCGAAGCAUUCGUCACAUCGGUCCCAAUCGGGAAGAUGAUCGUCCUGGAUCUCCAGUCAGAACAGUUUCCACAAUAUUCGAGGCUGAAGUCCUAUUAUGGACAGCCAUUCAUCUGGUGCAUGCUCCAGAAUUUCGGAGGAACACUGGGAAUGUUCGGGUCAGCCAGGAUAAUCAACAGACGAAUCUUCGACGCCAGAAGUAUGAAAGGAAGUACGAUGAUCGGGACAGGUUUGACACCAGAAGGAAUAAACCAGAAUUACGUAAUCUUCGAAUUAAUGAAUGAAAUGGCGUACAGACGUGAACCAGUUGAUCUCAACGCAUGGUUCGAAAACUAUGCGACGAGGCGAUACGGUGCCUGGAACGAGUAUGCGACGGACGCUUGGCGGCUUUUAGGAAGAACUGUUUAUAAUUUCGUUGGCAUUGAGAGGAUUCGAGGACAUUAUGUCCUCACCAGGCGACCAAGCUUGAAUAUUAAGACUUGGAGCUGGUACGACCCACAAGAGCUUUGGAGUGCCUGGACCACCUUCCUAAAAGCUCGCCACGGAAGAGUAAACAAUACCCUCUACCAGCACGACCUCGUGGACCUCACGAGACAAUCGAUUCAACUUCGAAUCGAUGACACUUACGAGGACCUGAUGAGGGCGUACGCAAUAAAAAAUUUAACAAAAUUCCGAAACGUCUCGAGAGACUUUUUGGAGCUUUUCGAUUACGUCGAGAAUAUCCUCUCGACGAACGAACAUUUUCUCCUGGGGAAGUGGAUCGGUGAAGCUAGAUCACUGGGCACCACGGAAGAGGAGCGCCAAUUGUACGAGUACAAUGCUCGUAAUCAGAUAACAUUGUGGGGCCCGAAGGGUGAAAUUAGAGACUACGCGAAUAAACAGUGGUCUGGGGUUGUGUUGGAUUACUUCAAGCCGAGGUGGAUCAUAUUUUUGAAGGCACUGGACGACUCCCUGGCACUUGGAAAAAAAUUCAAUAGUACUCUAGUUAAUCAGAGGAUCUUUGAUGAGGUUGAAAAACCGUUUACGUUCGCGAGGAAGCCAUAUCCGAGUGAGUCGAAAGGUGAUGCAAUUACCGUUGCCCUCUCCUUAAAGAAGAAGUGGGCGGAAUCCGGGGGAAUUGGUCCAAUAAAGCCCCGAAGAAAUACAAAACUGAGAGGAUAAUUAAAUUCCUCGAUUUAAUAUUGUUCUUCGAGAAAAAUAAUAAUUAUUCCACUUACCUCAUUCCGAGAAUAUAAAUCGCAUCGCAAAGGGACCGGGGCAUAAUUCAGCUGUCGAAAAGAAGAAUAACAUCAAUAUAAGAUGGGAAAAUUUUUAGAAGAAUUAUUAUUAAAUAUCCAUUGCAUUACAAUUUUUUAAUUACAAUAAUAAAUCUUUCUAUACGUUACAUAUGAAUUAAAUUACCACCUCUAUCGUGAGCUUUUGAUA